Molecule: messenger RNA, 933 nt
Organism: Stylonychia lemnae
Lineage: Eukaryota; Ciliophora; Spirotrichea; Sporadotrichida; Oxytrichidae
Source: the annotation of a GenBank genome assembly
AUGAAAGAAGGAGGAAGUAUAUCAAUAGAUUGGGUUUAUCCAUUAGAUGAUGUAGUUGGUUGUAAAAGAGAGACAAGAAUCUGUAUGAUCUUCCCUGGUAUGAGCGGUAAUAGUGAUCGUGGGUAUAUAAAAUGUUUAGUACAGCAUUUAAGUCAAGAAAAAGGUUACAUUGUAGGAGUUUUCCACAAUAGAGGAAUUUAAUCAGAGUAUACAUCACCUAUGUUUCUAGAUAUAACCAGCUCAUCCGAGAUAGAUGCUGCGUUGAAGCACAUGCAAUAGAAAUUUCAAAAUAAAGCUCAUCCACGAUAUGUUGGGGUAGGACUCUCACUUGGUGCCAAUCUAAUGCUUAAGAUAGCGGGUGAGUAGAAAGAAAAAUUCCCUCUAGAAGCUAUGGUAUCAUUAAGCAAUCCAUUUGAUCUAUGGAAAGUAUUAUGCUAGAUGAAAGGUAAUGUUUUCGAAAGAAAUCUUGUCAAAGAAUACUCAGAAGACACCAUUCUGAAACAAAGCCCAUCUGUUGCUGAGCAAGAAAUAAUUCUUUAGAUGAAAGAAAAAUACGAGUUGAAUUUUGAAAAGAUAAGGUAAGCUAGAUCGUGGAAGGAAUUAGAUUAGGAAUUUACAAUGAAAGUUCACUAUAAAUAUGAUAGUCCUGAAGAAUACUAUCGAGCAUCUUCUUGCAAAAAUGUUAUUUAAGAUAUACAAAAGCCUGUUUUAGUAAUUCAUGCAAAGGAUGAUCCUGUUACCCCACUUGAGUGUAUUCCUUUAGAAGAGUGUAGAUAAAAUAAAAAUAUGAUUGUAUAGCUUUUGAAUAAAGGAGGACAUUUAUGCUUUUUUUAGGGUUUAUUUGGAAAUAAAAGAUGGUACCCUUAAGUUAUUAGUGAAUAUUUAGAUGCAGUUUUGGGACUUGACUAGAUUAAAGAAGAGAGCUAGUAUUGA